Molecule: messenger RNA, 1827 nt
Organism: Amblyraja radiata (thorny skate)
Lineage: Eukaryota; Metazoa; Chordata; Chondrichthyes; Rajiformes; Rajidae
Product: transcription factor jun-D
Exons: 1
Coding region: 136-1011 (291 amino acids)
Biological process (GO): regulation of cell cycle; regulation of transcription by RNA polymerase II; regulation of cell population proliferation
Cellular component (GO): transcription regulator complex
Molecular function (GO): RNA polymerase II cis-regulatory region sequence-specific DNA binding; transcription factor binding; DNA-binding transcription factor activity, RNA polymerase II-specific
Source: RefSeq, a predicted model, not a curated record
GCGGGCGAGCGGCCGUGAGCGGAGUGGCCCUGGGACGUGGUGGACGGACGCACGGCGAGCUGAGAACCGAGAGCCGAGACGUGGAGACCCGGGUUCGAUCCCCCGUCCUUCCCCAGCCGGCAAUCUGGACCCGGCAUGGAAACGCCCUUCUACCAUGACGAUACCUUGAGCACGGUGUACAGCAUGAAGAAGAGCUUGAGCUUGCCCGUGUCCGACAACGGCCUCAAGAGCCAGCGAGACGCCGAAGCUCCGCUCAACUCGCCCGACCUGAGCUUCCUCAAGCUCGCCUCCCCCGACCUCGAACGCCUCAUCAUCCAGUCGAGCGGCUUGGUGACCACCAGCCCCGGGCCGGGGCAGAACCUCUUCCCCCGCAGCGUGACCGACGAGCAGAACUCGUUCGCCGAGGGUUUCGUCAAAGCCCUGGAGGAUCUCCACAAACAGAACCAGCUGAACGGCCCGCCUGGCCCGCAGGCUCCGCUCCCUGCCCCCGGCGGUCCGGCUUCGGGAGCCGGAGGCAACUCUGGCGGGUUGCCACACCCCGAGCCCCCCGUCUACACCAACCUCAGCCCGUUCAGCGGGACUCCGGGUCCGGCGCCGGCCGUCAGCUACAGCCCGGAGCCGCCCGCCAUCUCCUACCCACCGCUCGGCCACCAUCUGUGCCCGCAGGGCCGGCUCCAAGCCCCCAAGGACGAGCCGCAGACCGUGCCCGACGUGUCGGGUCUCGGCGACACCCCGCCCGUCUCGCCCAUCGACAUGGACACACAGGAGCGCAUCAAGGCGGAGAGGAAGCGCCUGCGGAACCGCAUCGCCGCCUCCAAGUGCAGGAAACGCAAGCUGGAGCGCAUCUCCCGGCUGGAGGACAAAGUGAAGGGACUCAAGUGCCAGAACUCGGAGCUAGCCUCCACCGCCAGCCUGCUGCGGGAGCAGGUGGCCCAGCUCAAACAGAAGGUGUUGACCCAUGUCAACAGCGGCUGCCAGUUGCUACUGAGUCCGCAGGUUCAAGCUUACUAGCCCCAGGUCUGGCACACCUUCUACCCCGUGGACCAUCCGAGGAACCCUUCCGCCCCCCCCUCCCCGCCUCGGGUCCUUGCCCGAAACCCGGGACAGGACACCACACGCAAGCCAUCAGAGGAACCCUCGUUUUGAACCCUUCAAGAUGCCUGGGGGACAAUCCAGUCCGCGACUAUCUGUUAACCGGGUGAAAGCCCAUUAGACUUGUGGAGCACGUCUCCCUGGGUUCUGUGCAUUCGCCUCCCGUGUGGGCCAUCUAUAAGUCCCCCAGAUCCAUGGUUUGCCUCGCCUGACCAACAUGACUGAAGGGGUGUGGACCAUGCCUCCUGUUUUACCACCACUGAAGUUGAGUUGGAAGAACUCUUGGAUAGUGCUGUCUGAGGGGACAGAUCAAUAUUGACUUACAUUGACAGUAACUUGAUUGAGUUCAAUUGACCAAAAGCCAAUAGAUGUGUCUGGCACUGCAUGUCUGAGUCCCUGUUCCACGCGCUCAGUGUGUUGGUCUCUGCUGUUUGUCGAAAGCUGAUGCAUGGACUAUAGCUGUGGCCUUCAACCACCCGCAGACUCUUAACAUCAGAUGCCUGCUCGUUUUGUGCAGUGUUCGUGUUUGCAUUCAGGUGCAAACUUUUAUAAAUAAUUGUAAAUAAGCAUAUGACUCUGUUACAAUAUUGUUCGAAUGUAUGUUUUUACCAAUUGAAAGAUAAUCUAUUUAUAUACAGUAAUGGGAACAGUCUGAUUAGAUUCCUGGUUGCUAUACAUUCCGAUAUGUAUUGCCACAAUGUGAUUUUUUUGAAUAAAAGUAUUUUAUGUCUAAGA